CAGUAGCUGCCACGGCCGCUCUUAGCCCGGGGGAUCCUGGGAGCAGGCCUUUCCGGAAGGACCGGUUCGGCGUCGGGGCCUCGGCCCGUGUUGCAGCCCCGUGUUCCAGGCCCUUGCUCCAGGACGGGCCCGUAGCCGCGGCGACGUUCUAAGGACAGCGGAGGGCGCGGCGGGCCGCUCGCUGAGGUGCCCGGCUUCGCCGCCGAGCGAGCCAAGGGGCCGCAGGACGUGGCGGCACCUCCCCCUUGGCCCGGAGCGGAACUGCGGGAGGAGCGGCAACGCAGGCCGGACGAGGUGAACCGGGUCACUAAACUGCCUUCAGGUGAUGAAUCAUCUACAUAAUAAACAGAUUUGAGGUCCACAGCCCUCUGUGGUCCUGCUGUAGAACAAUUUUUAGAGAGUGACUGGUGUGUUCUGAGGUGUGCCACAGUGACUGUUUGCCCUUGAUAAGGAAAGCAAGCUCUCUUGCUCUUGGGACAUCCUCGUUUCCUGUAAAGCUUUCAAGUCAUAACCUCUUUGGCCGGCAUACAUCUUUGUGCAAGAGGAAGGCUUUCACAUGAAAGUGUCUCUUGGUAACGGUGAAAUGGGCGUCUCCGCCCAUUUACAGCCUUGCAAGGCAGGAACCACACGUUUUUUUACCAGCAAUACUCACAGUUCGGUGGUUUUGCAAGGCUUUGAUCAGCUUAGAAUAGAAGGAUUGCUUUGUGACGUGACCCUGGUACCAGGUGAUGGAGAUGAAAUCUUCCCUGUUCAUAGAGCUAUGAUGGCAUCUGCUAGUGAUUAUUUCAAGGCUAUGUUCACAGGUGGAAUGAAAGAACAAGAUUUAAUGUGCAUUAAGCUUCAUGGGGUGAACAAAGUUGGUCUGAAGAAAAUAAUUGAUUUUAUUUAUACUGCAAAACUUUCUCUUAAUAUGGACAAUCUUCAGGACACACUUGAAGCUGCCAGCUUUUUGCAAAUUUUACCUGUUUUAGACUUCUGUAAAGUGUUUCUUAUUUCAGGAGUCUCUUUAGAUAACUGUGUUGAAGUUGGACGAAUUGCUAACACCUACAAUCUUAUAGAAGUAGAUAAAUAUGUCAAUAAUUUCAUCCUGAAGAAUUUUCCUGCAUUAUUGAGUACUGGGGAGUUUCUGAAACUCCCUUUUGAACGGCUUGCCUUUGUGCUUUCCAGCAAUAGUCUUAAGCACUGUACUGAACUUGAGCUUUUCAAGGCUGCCUGUCGCUGGCUAAGGUUGGAAGACCCUCGGAUGGAUUAUGCUGCAAAAUUAAUGAAGAAUAUUCGAUUUCCACUGAUGACACCACAGGAUCUCAUCAAUUAUGUGCAGACAGUAGAUUUCAUGAGAACAGACAAUACCUGUGUGAAUUUGCUUUUGGAAGCUAGCAAUUACCAAAUGAUGCCAUAUAUGCAGCCAGUGAUGCAGUCAGAUAGAACUGCCAUUAGAUCUGACUCAACCCACUUGGUUACAUUAGGAGGAGUUUUGAGGCAGCAGCUGGUUGUCAGUAAAGAAUUACGGAUGUAUGAUGAAAGGGCGCAAGAGUGGAGAUCUUUAGCCCCCAUGGAUGCUCCUCGUUACCAGCAUGGCAUUGCUGUCAUUGGAAACUUUCUUUAUGUAGUUGGUGGUCAAAGUAAUUAUGAUACAAAAGGAAAAACUGCCGUUGAUACCGUUUUCAGAUUUGAUCCUCGGUAUAAUAAGUGGAUGCAGGUUGCUUCAUUAAAUGAAAAGCGCACAUUUUUCCACUUGAGUGCUCUCAAAGGACAUUUGUAUGCCGUUGGUGGGCGAAGUGCAGCUGGUGAGCUGGCCACAGUAGAAUGUUACAAUCCAAGAAUGAAUGAGUGGAGCUAUGUUGCAAAAAUGAGUGAACCCCACUAUGGCCAUGCUGGAACAGUGUAUGGAGGCUUAAUGUAUAUUUCAGGAGGAAUUACUCAUGAUACUUUCCAAAACGAGCUCAUGUGUUUUGACCCUGAUACAGACAAAUGGACACAGAAGGCUCCAAUGACUACAGUCAGAGGUCUGCAUUGCAUGUGUACAGUUGGAGACAAGCUCUAUGUCAUUGGUGGCAAUCACUUCAGAGGAACAAGUGAUUAUGAUGAUGUUCUAAGCUGUGAAUACUAUUCACCAACCCUUGACCAGUGGACACCAAUUGCUGCCAUGUUAAGAGGUCAAAGUGAUGUCGGAGUUGCCGUCUUUGAAAAUAAAAUCUAUGUCGUAGGUGGAUAUUCUUGGAAUAAUCGUUGUAUGGUAGAAAUUGUCCAGAAAUAUGACCCAGAAAAGGAUGAGUGGCAUAAAGUUUUUGACCUUCCAGAGUCACUUGGUGGCAUUCGAGCUUGUACUCUCACAGUUUUUCCACCUGAAGAAAACCCUGGGUCACCUUCCAGAGAAUCACCUCUUUCAGCACCUUCAGAUCAUUCUUAGGACCAAGGUGUAAUACCUUUGCAGUGCAUCAUGGAUGAUCCCAUACUUCCCCUUCAGUUGUAUCUUCUUACAUUGAUUGGUACAGUUAUUAGAUAAAAAGGUAAUUGAUGUUAUUUGUAUUGCUUGGUUUAGUAUGUUUAUCAAAUGGUUAACAAAUGCAUUCUGAAAACGUAUUUAACAUAGCCAGUUUAACAAAUGUAAAAAGAUAAGUAGAAAAAUGUUAGAUGUCUUUUUGUGGUGUUGUGUAAGUCAAAGUGUAGGUGAUUGUAGUAAAUGUAUAAUUAUGUUCAUUAUGCUUCAAAGUUGAAAGUUUUCAUCUUUGACUACAAAACAUCAAAGGGAGGCUGCCUGCUCUAACCUAAAAUAAUAAACAAAAAAGGUCUCCAAGCCUUAUUAGCUGCCUCCCUUUUUUCAUAGAGUUUUUGACAUAGCUGCCAACUCACCAGAUUGUGUGGGUACAUUCAGAAUAUGUGACGAUUCUUAGGCAGACCAGAGAAAUAAUAAAUUCAAAAAUAUUAACUCAAAAAAUAGUAUAACCCUAAGUCAGGAUUUCAUAUCUUUCUGGGGAGAGGGAGAGAGAAAAUACACACACACACACACACACACACACACAUAUACACAUACAUACAUAUGUAUAUGCAUGCAUACACAUAUAUAAUUUUUAAAUCAAUUGGCACUUUAGCUAUAGUGAAAUUGUUUUUAAAUUUAAAUUCUUUUCUUCCACCUAGCAGCUAUUUCUGUUCAAAUGGAAAUUCAGUAUUAGAGAAUAAAUGUCUAUGUAGUCUUGCGGAAUUGAUGUAGAUAAGAACUACAACAUUAAAUUGACAACCAAAUUUGUCAUUUGACUGAAUUGUUACUACAGAUCAAACUUGUCACUUUUUCUGCUUGUAUAUUGUUUUCUGUAGAGUUGCCUUUAUACAGGUUAUUUAGCAAAGUUCAAGUCUCAGAGAAUUGCUUUUGCUCAGUAACUUUAGGCUCUGCUACAUUCCACCUUUUUGUUCAGUAAAACUUAUGAACAAGACAAAGAAAAACAUUCUGAACAAAGCUAUAGGUUUUUAAGUUCAGUCUCCCAACUUAGUCAUUCUAACACGACUGUUUGAUUUGAGAUGGUUGCCCUGGUGCUGCUCCAGCCCAUGUGCAUCCUGAGCUUUGUGUGAUCUGCCUCAAGGCUAUAAUCUGAGCAAGCAGAAGAUGUACUGUUUGGCGUCAGAGCAGAAAAAUGUCCUUUUGGCUAUGUCUAAAGGACAGGACCAAUUUCAGAUUCCCUAAGAAGCCAGCUGUAGAAAGCCUAGGACGCUUCUGUCUUGCAGGCAGUACUAAAGUAGAUCUUCAGCCUCUUCAAUACCAAGGGCAUCCCUACUGGUUCAGAACCACAUGGGGAGAUCUUAAAUGGGACCUUAUCCACAAAUGGAAUCAUAGGAGCCCUCCGAAGUGAGUGAUUCUGAAGAAUCUGAAGAGUUACUUCCCUGGAAUAAUUGUCUACCUGAAGAAAUAAUUUACAUAUAUACAUUUACAUACAUAUGUUUAUAUUUAUAUCCCUAUACUUGGGAGAUUGUCAUAGUGUAAAUCAGGAACAACCUUCUCUUUAUUGACAACCUCAUAAUAAAACUCAGGAACCAAGACAAAAGGAAUUGGCUUCAAGGGAUCUGAACCUCACUGCCCAUACAGGUGUUGAUUCAUUUUAAUGCUUUUAUGAUUUCUGCAUUGGCAGAAAAUUUCAUACUUCCUAUUUUUUUUAAUGAUUCAAUUUUUUAUUACUAAAAAUAGCACAUUUGAGAACAUUUAGGAAAUAGAAAAAGUAGAAAUUGCUAAUAACUUUGUGCAUUGAAUAAGCAAGAAAUAGCAUCCCAAUUAUUUCCUUAAUUAUUAACGAAGUUAAAUAUUUGUGUUUUUUGAGUAGCUGUGUUCCUCUUUAAUCGAAUGUUAAUAUCCUUUGCCCUUGUAAUACCUAUUGGAGUUGCUUCCUUUUUCAUAUCGAGUUAUAGGAUCUCUUUAUAUAAUAAAUAUAAUUUAACUGGCA
Messenger RNA from Balaenoptera acutorostrata (minke whale), 4430 nucleotides. RefSeq names its product kelch like family member 9 (gene KLHL9). Lineage: Eukaryota; Metazoa; Chordata; Mammalia; Artiodactyla; Balaenopteridae. Gene Ontology annotation, cellular component: Cul3-RING ubiquitin ligase complex. The record is from RefSeq and is a predicted model, not a curated record. Bases 557 to 2410 code for a protein of 617 amino acids. Gene Ontology annotation, molecular function: cullin family protein binding; ubiquitin-protein transferase activity. Gene Ontology annotation, biological process: regulation of cytokinesis; protein ubiquitination. The transcript has a single exon.